This is a messenger RNA of Athalia rosae (coleseed sawfly), 1843 nucleotides long. RefSeq names its product eukaryotic translation initiation factor 3 subunit L (gene eIF3l). The coding region runs from base 137 to 1768 and encodes 543 amino acids. Gene Ontology annotation, molecular function: translation initiation factor activity; protein binding. Lineage: Eukaryota; Metazoa; Arthropoda; Insecta; Hymenoptera; Athaliidae. Gene Ontology annotation, cellular component: cytoplasm; eukaryotic translation initiation factor 3 complex. The record is from RefSeq and is a predicted model, not a curated record. Gene Ontology annotation, biological process: translational initiation. The transcript is spliced from 3 exons.
UGGCAUCGUAUUCAGCAUUGUGCAGUAACGCCAUCUGAUUAGAAGUAAUUCUUCGUCAAUCCCUUUUGGUCAGCCGUUUAGUAAGGGGUUAGGUGGGGUUACCUAGCACGCGACAUUUAUACCAAAAUUCGUCAAGAUGUAUGACGAUUACAAUGAUCAGUACGACAGUUACAUCGAUUACGGUCCAUUGGGUGGUGCAGACACUCACGUCGACGAGUAUGACAGGGACGCGUACCGUCAGGUACCCGAAGUUGUACGAAAAUUCCUGAUCUACUUCAGAAACUGCAUAAACGAGGGAAUGAUAUUCGAAGUUCAAAACUUGUACGAAAAUUCAUUCCCAAAACUCACCGAGCAGUUCUUUGACAAACAAGCUUGGCCUGAUGAAGGCGAUGUUGCUCACAUUGUCGACAGUGAUCCAGUGUUUCUAGUUUUAUACAAAGAACUUUACUAUCGGCAUAUCUACGCUAGGAUUCCGGGUGGCCCGAGUCUAGAACAGCGGUUUGGAUCAUUUUUCAAUUACUGCGAUCUCUUCAACUACAUUUUGAGUGCAGAGACACCUGUACCCCUUGAACUCCCUGACCAAUGGCUUUGGGAACUGAUUGACGAGUUUGUUUACCAAUUUCAAUCUUUUGCACAGUACCGUGCCAGGCUCUUGAAAAAGACCCCAGAUGAAAUUGAAAACUUGAAUGCACAUAACAACAUUUGGAGCGUUUUAUGCAUCCUCAAUGUCCUACAUUCUCUUGUUGAUAAAUCAAAGAUCAAGAGUCAGCUCGAGGUCUACGCCAGUGGUGGUGACCCAGAUUCUGUUGCUGGAAGCUUUGGAAGACACUCGCUGUACAAAAUGCUGGGCUAUUUCUCUCUUGUGGGUCUCUUACGUCUUCAUUCCCUGCUUGGGGACUAUUACCAAGCCAUUAAAGUCCUGGAAAAUGUUGAGCUCUACAAAAAAAGUGCUUAUUCGCACGUUCCUGCUUGUCAAAUAUCUACUGCUUACUACGUUGGAUUUGCAUACAUGAUGAUGAGACGAUAUGCUGAUGCAAUAAGGACUUUCUCAAGUAUUUUACUCUACAUUCAACGCACUAAACAACUCUUUGCAUCAAGAAGCUAUCAAAAUGACCAGAUAAAUAAACAGACAGAACAGAUGUACCACUUACUCGCAAUCUGCUUGGUUCUGCAUCCUCAGUGCAUAGAUGACGGACUCCAGCAAGCUCUGCGAGAAAAGAACUAUCACGAAAAGAUGUUCAAGAUGCAGUACGGAGAUUUGGCAGAGUUUGAAGCCUGCUUUCUGUAUGCUUGUCCUAAAUUUUUGUCUCCUUGUCCCCCACCUCCAGAUGCUCCCAACGAGGACUAUGUCAAGGAAGCUAUUAAGCAUCAGACCCAAGUAUUCAUGGAUGAAGUGACACAGCAAAAAAUGCUUCCAACUAUCCGAUCGUACUUGAAAUUAUAUACUACGCUGCCUCUUAGCAAAUUGGCUACUUUCAUGUGCAGCAACACCCGUCCAGAUGGAUCAUGGGAUCUUGAUAAGGAAGUCGCUUCGCUUGGAAUCCAUCUACUUUGCUUCAAACACAAAAUGAAGAAUAUUGUAUGGACCAAAGGCCCCUCUGGAUUGGAUGGAAAGUUUCAAUCUGGAUCUGAGCUGGACUUUUACAUCGACCAUGAUAUGAUCCACAUCGCAGAUACUAAAGUGGCACAUCGUUACGGAGACUUUUUCAUCCGCAAAAUUCUGAAGUUUGAGGAGCUGAAUCGCAAGUUGCAUCAUAUAAAAAUUUAAUGAGAUGUAAUGCCAAUUGAAAUUACUUCAUGUAAAGCUUUUUACAACGGAGAAUAAAGUAAACAUUCAUGAGAA